This is a messenger RNA of Symbiodinium sp. CCMP2456, 3369 nucleotides long. The record is from the annotation of a GenBank genome assembly. Lineage: Eukaryota; Dinophyceae; Suessiales; Symbiodiniaceae.
AUGGCAUCAGGUCUUGACUCAAGUGCAUAUUUCACAGAGCGCCUGGCCAAGGUCGGAUUGUCAACCGAGCUCCAAGAGGCUCUGCUGGGGUCAGGAUACCAGACUUUUGGCUCCCUUGCUUUUGCAGUCUCCUCUACACCUGGGAGUGUCAGUGAUGAAGCUGUAAUCCGAUGGGUCAGGGGUCUCAUGGACCCUCUGCCGAGCGAUCACCAGAUGUCGGUGAUCAGGAGGCUUCUCUUCGAGGCUCAAUUGAUGUCAAUUGCUGAACUGCGUGACCGUGUCAAUGCCGCUCCUGGCGAUGCACCCACGAAGAAGCUGCCGACGGUGGAGCGCGCCGAGAGGCUCAAGGCGCUGAGACGCAAGCUCCCGGGGCUGAUCUUGACUCCCGAGACAAUCCCAGCAAACCGGUUGGUUGACAACUACGUGGAUCAAUUGGAGACGGGUGUCCUCUCCUAUGUCAGGGCAGAUCACUGCAUAAGCCGAGCCCAGGAGAUGGAUUCAGUGAAGCGUGAGCCGUCCUUGCACAUACAAGGUAACGAGGUGAAACUAGCUACCAAGAGUGCAGAGCUUCGGUGCACAGUGAGCACGGACCUCCAGCUCCGGCAGGCCUGGAAUCGCAGAUCGCUUGCAAUGGAGCUGGCUGACCUGGGUCCAAAGCCUGUUUGUCCUCGCUGCUGGGGAAAGACUCAGAAUGCCGGCGCGGACAACAAAGAGCCUCGCUUCUCCCUGCCAGAGGGGUGCGUGGCCAAAAACGAGGCUACGAACCGUGUGGUGUCGGGAGCCGAGCCUCCCUCCAUGCUGCAGUUUUCGGGCGACCCCGCCCCCAAUUCGCUUACCGAUGCAGAGAGUUUUGCUCGUGAGCUUCUAGCUCAGCCUAAGAUUUCGGCCGAAGCCGUUGUGAAGCUGGCUGAAAUGCUGCCCCACGAUUCUUCUCAGCGUCCCUCAAGCGGUGAAGGUGCUUUCCUUUUCAGCAGUGGUGCAUAUGUUUUGGGUGGCAUCAACGGCCUUUUUGGUAACGCCACCCGCCCGCAGCGCUACGGCGAGUUGCAUGCCACUCAGGACCACGUCGUCUUCGACCCGACCGCCUACCACUGCACCCGCCCCGGCACCAACGGCCCCAGGGUCGUGCUCGCUGCGUACACCGUACGAGAUUGUGGUGACAGGGCGAAGUUGUUGUCUCUGGGUUUCCCCCUCGAGCCAUCCGCCGCCGCAUCAGCGUCUUCCCAUGCGGUUUUGGAUAAGUCUAGUUCCUUGACCUCUUUCGGGUCCCCUAAGGCAACCCCUACACCCGAGCCACCGCUUGUUUUGGAGAUCUUUGCAGGGGCUGCACAGUUGACUCGUUGCCUCCUGGACGAUGGUUUUGCGGCCCUUGCGUUCGACCAUUUUGUCGCUCGACCGUGUGCGCCCGUAUGCAAGUUGGAUCUCCUGUCCCAGUCAGGUGCCAGUGUGUUUUGGGAUAUCCUUGCCAAGACGAAACCGUUCGCUGUGCAUCUCGCACCCCCACGGCCUGCGUCCCUUUCUGCAGAUAAAAGCAUCUCGCCGAUGCACCAGUUCUGUUUUGACGUCAUGACAUGGUGUCUUCAGAAAGAUGUCUUGAUUUGCUGCGAAAACCCUGAUCGCAGCAGCCUCUGGCCCGCCCUGACCACCCUGUCCAGCCGGUGCCUCAGCUCUCGUGACAAGGCUGCCUGGAAAAGCUUGCAGAAUCUUCAGCUGCACAUGUGUAUGCAUGGUGGCAACAAGCGCCACUUAGUCCGCCUGCUCUGCAGCCCCGGCCUUUUCUCGUCUUUGGCAGGCUUUUCUGCCAGCGUUACAGCCAGUGCCUUCGUUCUUCUGCUUCGCGGCUCGGCCUCCCCCUUGGCCAACCACCUCGCCUCAAAGAAGCCAGCACUGCCGUCCUGGGCCGCCAAUCGAAGCGUCACGCUGCUCUUGAAGCUUGCCAUUGCCAAAGCCGAGAUUCUUAUGAAGCAGCUGGCCCCGAAAGAGAAGCUGAGGCAUGACAAGCUCCCUGAACACAUGAAUGGGGUUCUGGCAAGCAAAAAUAUCUCUUUGUUUGAGGCACUGCUUCGCAAGUACGACUUUUGGGAUAUGGGAGUUGUUAGCAUCCUUGAAGAGGGGGUCAACCUUAUAGGUUUCCAGGAAACCCCAGAUUGUUACCCACGCAAAGUGGUGCCGGCCACAAUCUCCCCGGAGGAGUUCCGUAGCUCUGCUGUGUGGCGGAGGAAAUGCUUGACCGGCUCCGCUGUUCGCGAGACCGAUGCUGCACAGCUGGCCCACUUGCAAAAGGCGUGCGCUAAAGAAAUGGAGCUGGGCUUCAUGUUAGGCCCGUACUCCGAAGAUCAGGUAACCCGGCACUUUGGACACUCGAGUUGGUCAUGCAUACGCCGCUUUGUACUUGAGCAGAAGCGCGGCAAGCUUAGACCCAUCGACGAUGCCAAGGCUGCCAAGGAGGGUCUGAUCAACAAAGUCAGAGUCAAGAGCCGAGCCAAGCGCACCUACCCGUUCGGAGUCUUCAUUGGCGCUCUUUUCUUGGAACUGGCAAGUGCUUUUAACAUGCAGAGCCUCCGUUUCAAUCAUGCAGUACCCGGCCACGUGUUGCACAUCAAAGUGUUUGGCAAGGGACUCGGAUGGAUUGAGAUUGUCAACGUGUAUCAACAUGCAUGCGGCUCGCAGAGCACACAGUCCGCCGUCGAGGCCAAACGGGCGAUCAUUUGGAACAAGGUGAGAGCCACCCUGGGCCAGAUUCCACAAGGCAGCACGCUGGCAUUGUGUGGAGACUUCAACACCACCAUUACGAAGCGCCUCCCCUUUACAGGUUCGGGCAUGCUGCGCAAGUCGCAGCCUUCAGCGGAUGCCGACGCCCUAGAAGAGAUCCAGUCCGACUUUGAUUGCAUUGCUGUCAACACCUUCGGCAGGGUCGACUCCUACACCUACAUACACGAAGGAUAUGCCGAGGCCAGGCGCUCUUUCGUUGACUUUGUCUUCCUUCGCAGGCGGAAGCACAGGCUGCGCAAAGCUACUUUGCUCCGAAACUUUGAGGUGGGCAGAUGGCGACAAGGCGGACGGCAUCUUCCGGUUCGGGUGGACUUCACGCUGCGGCCCUACCAUACUGCGCCACCUUCUGCUAGUGCAGCUGCUGAUUGGCCGGCAUGGAAAUGCAGACUCCUCUCACAGGCCAUCAAGGAAGCCCCGGAGCUAGCAGAGCAGUUUCAGCAGAGGGUUGCGGCGACGCUGGCCAAGGUCGAUGCCUACCAGCCUAAUGCUCUCAACAAAGUGCUGCUUGAUGCCGGCAAACAGGUUUUUCAGAUCAAGCGGCCCAGCUGCUUGCAGGCGCCAGCCGCAAACCCAGAUCACGUAGGCGCCAUCAGAUAG